Molecule: messenger RNA, 395 nt
Organism: Meloidogyne enterolobii
Lineage: Eukaryota; Metazoa; Nematoda; Chromadorea; Rhabditida; Meloidogynidae
Source: the annotation of a GenBank genome assembly
AUGGGAAGUAAUGGAACAUUGUUAAAUGAACAACAGCAACAUCAAAAUAAUACUAGACGCUCUUUUGGAAAUUUAUUUUCAAAUAUUAUACAAAAACAACAACAUUCACAUCUUCAAAAUAAUGUGGAUGAUGUUUCUGUGAUUAGAGGUUUUAUUUUAGUUAAAUAUUUUUAAUGAGGUUCUUUUUCGUUGUGAGCAUAAAAAGUCCGUAAGUUUUAUCCGCAAGUCAUAGAUUCUUUUAAAAAAGCGGGGAGUGUAAGACCCAAAAUCAAACAGAAAAAUCCUCGGCUCUUCAUUCGGGUUUGGACUGAUAUCCAUACAAGAGAGACCAUCAAUGUUAAUUUGUAUAAGGAAAAUUAUCUCUUAAAUAUACUUUUUCAAAAAAAAAUAAUUCU